AUGCCUGCAUAUGCGAAGUUGCUAAAGGAUAUGGUGACGAAGAAGAGAGGCACUGGUAAGUUUGCAACAGUGGCAUUGACGCAAAGUUCAAAAUCUAUCAUUCCACCGAAAAUGCACGACCCUGGAAGUUUCACUAUACCUUACUCUAUUGGAGGGUUAUACAUCGGUCAAGCGCUAUGCGAUCUCGGGGCCAACAUUAACUUGAUGCCCCUGUCAAUUUUCAAGCAGCUUAAUGUGGGGCAACUUGCGCCCAUAACGGUGACUCUCAAAUUAGCAGAUAGAUCUCUUGUGUAUCCAGAAGAGAAGGUGAAGGAUGUUCUUGUUACAAUCGAAAAAUUUAUAUUACCAGUAGACUUCAUCAUCCUAGACUAUGAAGCAGACAAGGUUGUGCUCAUCAUCCUGGGGCGACCAUUUUUAUCAACUGGUUGCACCCAGAUUGAUGUGCACAAAGGAGAGAUCACGCUGAGCGUGAAUGGGUAG
Molecule: messenger RNA, 480 nt
Organism: Benincasa hispida (wax gourd)
Lineage: Eukaryota; Viridiplantae; Streptophyta; Magnoliopsida; Cucurbitales; Cucurbitaceae
Source: RefSeq, a predicted model, not a curated record